Messenger RNA from Stegodyphus dumicola, 345 nucleotides. Its product is annotated as A disintegrin and metalloproteinase with thrombospondin motifs adt-1-like. Gene Ontology annotation, biological process: proteolysis. Gene Ontology annotation, molecular function: metalloendopeptidase activity. NCBI's taxonomy places the organism in Eukaryota, Metazoa, Arthropoda, Arachnida, Araneae, Eresidae. The record is from RefSeq and is a predicted model, not a curated record.
AUACAUAUUUUUUUUCUCCCUUAGUGCCAUCCAUUAAUGAAGCCAACUAUCAUGAAACAUUUGGGAAAAUGGCAAGAUCAGAAAGAGAUUGUUUAUCCUCGAUUGCAUGUAACUCAACACAAGCACAAGAGAUCCUUGAGUUCAAAUAGCCAUCCCAUACUAGUCCUUAGAACGCCUACAGAGACAUUUUAUAUUCAACUACAGGCAAACAAUCACUUGUUGCAGUCAAAUGCAACUGUCCCAUCUGGUCACGAUUCAACGGAUACGUGUCAUUAUUACGGACGAUUGCUGUCACACGUCGAAGGAACUGCUGCUCUCUCCAUAUGUGGACCAAAGAAUAAAAUG